Messenger RNA from Neopelma chrysocephalum (saffron-crested tyrant-manakin), 2339 nucleotides. It is a transcript of the gene CACFD1, whose product is annotated as calcium channel flower domain containing 1. NCBI's taxonomy places the organism in Eukaryota, Metazoa, Chordata, Aves, Passeriformes, Pipridae. Bases 271 to 798 code for a protein of 175 amino acids. The transcript is spliced from 5 exons. The record is from RefSeq and is a predicted model, not a curated record. Gene Ontology annotation, biological process: vesicle-mediated transport. Gene Ontology annotation, cellular component: membrane.
UGCAACACACGCAGGGAGACGUGGAGGCAGCUCCGCUGGCAUCGCUGCUGCUGCUGCAGGCACAGACCCUCCAUUGUCAGCCCUGGGGGGGCCCGGCCCUGCAUGGGGGCGCGGGGACAGGCCCAGCAGCACCGGGGCUGGGUGUAGGGGCUGUCCCCUGCAGGGGGGCACAGGGGGGGUGUCACCUGGAGGGCGGGCAUCCUGCGCUGCCCGGGGCUCAGGUGGGGAGCGGGGGGAGCUGCCCCGUGAGCCUCCCGGAGCAGGGGGGAGAUGAGCGCCCAGGAUGAGCAGUUCCCAGGGGCAGCAGCCCCUGAGCCGGCGGCUCCCUCCGCCGAUGAUGGCAUGACCUGGUGGUACAGGUGGCUCUGCAGGAUUGCCGGGGUCAUCGGGGGCAUGUCCUGUGCCAUCGCUGGUCUCUGGAACUGUGUCACCAUCAACCCCCUGAACAUCGCAGCUGGCGUGUGGAUGAUGCUCAACGCCUUUGUCCUGUUCCUGUGUGAAGCCCCUUUCUGCUGCCAGUUCAUCGAGUUCGCCAACGCCGUCUCCGCCAGGGCGGACAAGCUGCGGGCCUGGCAGAAAGCGGCUUUUUACUGCGGGAUGGCCGUGUUCCCCGUCAUGCUCAGCCUGACGCUGACCACGCUCUUCGGAAACGCCAUCGCCUUCGCCACCGGGGUCCUUUACGGUCUGUCGGCGCUGGGCAAGAAGGGAGAUGCCAUUUCCUACGCUCGGAUCCACCAGCAGCAGAAGCAAAUGGAUGAAGAGAAGCUCACGGGGACCCUGGAGGGACAGGCUCUCUGAGGCACACAGGGUAACCUCUCCUGGACACUGAGAUGGUGAAGAUAUGGAAAUCCACUCUGCCCUUCCCUGUGCCUGCUCCCCUCUCUGCUACACUGCGAUUUCCCUGGACACUGCAGCACCUGGAAGUCUCAGGGGCUGGGGCAGGCUGGGCCCUCUUCUCACACCAGCAGCCAGACCUCAGCGUGUUGGUCCCUCUCUCCUCCUCAAUCCUCAACCAAAUAUCUCACAGUCCCUUAAUUUUUUAAUAUUUUUUUCUUUUUGCUGCAGAGGUGCUGGCUCUCUGAGUGCUGCUUUCCCAGCCUGAACAGGCAGCCUUUUUUGGGGGUGCCCCUUUGGGAACUGCUCUCUGGAUGGGUGAGGAGGGACAGAGGUGACCUGCCAGCUCCUUGCCUGCACUGGGCUUGUGGGAAAGGACUUCCAGAAAAAAAACCCAUAAAGACAGUAACCAUCUCUGCAGAGGAGCUGCCAGAGGUACAGGGGCAGAUCCUGGGACCUACAAAGCACAGUCCCUGCUUCCUCUGGAUACAGCUGCAGGCAGUUACUGCAAUUUACUUGAAUUAUAAGAAUUAAUUUCUUUGUCUUAAUAAGGGCACUUUUCUUAAGCUUCACUCUUUUACUGGGGCAGAAGGGAAACAAUGUUUGCUGUACCUCAGCUGGAAAAGGGUAUUAUUGCUUAAGCCAAGUGGAAUUUUUUGCUGGUGUGAGCACCCUUCUCUUGUGAGCCUGGGACCCAUCCCUCUGUGGAAGGGACCUGCUCUUUGCUUGCCUGGUACAGCCUUUGUCUUUGGGCUCAUGGUGGUUUUGCAUCAAUCCUGAGCUGGGUUUGCAUGGAAGGCUUGAAUAUCCCUCCUGUGCAAACAGAGAGGAGGCUGCACCAUUUCAUUGUGGACAGCUGGGGUGUCUUGCUUCAUUAUUCCAGGCUUUAUCAAUGGUUUUCAUGUUGUAUUUUCUGUUUGCUUUGUACCAGGCAGCACAGAACUGUUCCAGAUCCCCCUCUUCUCAUCACGGUUUCUUCUGGGGGUUUUAAUUUAUUUGAUUUUUACAUGGUUGCUUUUUGAUUAGGAAAAAGGGGAAUAAUUUAUUUCUAGUAAUUUAAGUAUUUUGAUGGGACUCAUUUUCUCUGGGUAUAGGAGAAAGGAGUGCUCUGUUUCCUGUCCUUCAAAGGGCUGCUUCUUUCACCAGGGGUCUCUGAACCCAGGGACAGCCCUGGCUGCUGUAAUGGGAAUGCUGCAAAAUCCAAUUUCAGCCUUCAGAGCAUUACUUAGACUUUUGAAAAGUGUGUUGUCCUUUGACCCCUUUGUCUUAUUCUGGGUCGCUGGCUUGACAAAGUGUGUUUUCCCCCUCUUCUGGGAGAGGGAAGGAAGGAAAACUGGGCUGUAACUGCUGUAGUGGAGCUGCCACAACCCUUUGUGUCCCCAGCUGAAUCCCUGGGGAGCAGAGGGGUUGUGCUGUGGCCUGAGAAAGGCUGGAGGCUGAGUGCUGUCUGUCCUGCAGGGAUGGGUGCUGCGGGAGGAAUGCACCACAUCCAGUGGGAUGCUCCA